GUGCAGUCGAGCUCCCUUCCGUCACUCAUCUUCAUCUUCAUCUUUGCAUCUCUUCUGCUUCUGCUUCUGCUGCUUCCACUGUUACUCUCUUUCCUUCAACUCUCUUUCAUUCUGCUGUCAGCCCCGAAAUAGAGCCCAAUUGGCAAGAAUUGAAUCGAUUAAGCGAUGACGACCCGGUACCGUGUUGAGUAUGCCCUCAAGACCCAUAGACGGGAUCAGUUCAUCGAAUGGAUAAAGGGUCUCUUGGCUGUGCCAUUUGUGCUUUACUCCCAGCCGACGGGAGUGUUUGGCGAUGAUACCAACGUGGCCAAGAUGGCCGAGGAGGCCCACAGACGCUACGCAGAGAUUAUGAGAGAUGUCGAGCUGAUGAUUGACGAUCACAUCGCCCGCCAAAACCAGGACCGCGUGCUCCCUUCCAAGCUUGGAAUGCUGGUGCCAACUGCAGGUCCUUUCUUCACACGACUGCCCCUGGAGGCAGCAUUCAAAUACCAGGACCGGAAGCGAUACAUGUCUUCAAGACGAUAUGUAGCCCCCUCUUUCAACGAUGUGCGCCUGGUUCUCAACUCAGCUCAGAUAAUGGCUGUGACGAAUGGUGCUCUUCAGCUAGCCACUUUUGAUGGUGAUGUCACGCUGUACGACGAUGGACAGAGCUUGGAACCGUCAAGCCCUAUCAUUCCACGCCUGCUAGACCUCUUGCGCAAAAACAUCAAAAUCGGCAUUGUGACAGCUGCUGGCUACACCACCGCAGACCGGUACUAUGGCCGUCUCCAUGGCUUACUCGAUGCCAUUGCCAACUCCACAGACCUUGACCCUAUACAGAAGCAGAAUAUUGUUAUCAUGGGUGGUGAGGCUAACUAUCUCUUCGAAUACGAGCCAUCUUCACCAUACCGGCUGGCGCCUGUUCCGCGACCAGAGUGGUUGACCCCAGACAUGGCGGCCUGGUCCGAGGCGGAAAUCACGGCGCUUCUGGAUGUCGCCGAGUCAGCGCUUCGGGACUGUGUCCGCACGAUGAACCUACCAGCCAUCAUAGUUCGAAAGGAUCGCGCCGUGGGAAUCGUUCCCAACCCUCCCGAAAUCCGCAUUGCACGAGAGAGCCUGGAAGAGACGGUAUUGGUGGUUCAGCGUAUCCUGGAACUAACCGCCCUUGGUGCUCCUUCGCAACAGGCUGGCCAAGGCGCUCAGGGCUGCCGCGGAGUUCCCUUUUGCGCCUUCAACGGUGGCCGAGAUGUCUUUGUUGACAUUGGUGACAAGAGCUGGGGCGUGACUGUCUGCCAGCAGUGGUUCGGAAGACGCAACGGGGCAACCACUGGAGCCGAUGCAGCUCUGACAGCCAUCAAGGGCGAAAACACACUACACGUGGGAGAUCAGUUUUUGAGUGCCGGAUCAAACGACUUCAAGGCGCGAAGUGUGGGAACUACAGCAUGGAUCGCGAGCCCGGCAGAGACGGUGGAGUUACUGGAUGAGCUGGCGGAUUUGAUGCAGAAGAAGCUUUCAUGAUGAGAUUGCGAUAUUUCUUAGAUGAGCAUGAAAUGGCCCUCUCUUUGUUUGGGAAGCGGCGUAAUGCAUUUUUCUAGAGGACCAUCUAUUUAGCCAUGUUCUGGAUACUAUUUUGAAGGAGCAUUGCCAGAGGCGCCUUGGAUAUCAAGUUUGGACGAUUUUGGAGUUUAUUAUCCCCGUGUCUGCUUGGGCUAUGGUAUGAACUUUGGAAUUUCGAUAUAAAUACAUAAUUGCAUAUUCUAAUCGUCACAACCAUACUGUCAUUUAUUCGUACUGGCGAUGUGCAAUCUGUCCAAGAUAAGAGAGUCUCCCGGGAUUUCGGUUUGAUAGCAUUUCCGACAUGGCAUACAGCCAUCCGGAUUCUCCAUGUAGCACCUAGAAAGGCUUUUGCAUGAAUUCUCAAAUUAUUACAAAAAGCCGGCUUAAUCAAUAAG
Messenger RNA from Trichoderma harzianum CBS 226.95, 1931 nucleotides. RefSeq lists its product as hypothetical. The record is from RefSeq and is a predicted model, not a curated record. Gene Ontology annotation, molecular function: magnesium ion binding. The transcript is spliced from 5 exons. Gene Ontology annotation, biological process: nucleotide metabolic process; inosine salvage; nicotinamide riboside biosynthetic process. Lineage: Eukaryota; Fungi; Ascomycota; Sordariomycetes; Hypocreales; Hypocreaceae. The coding region runs from base 166 to 1497 and encodes 443 amino acids.